This is a messenger RNA of Paraphaeosphaeria sporulosa, 2115 nucleotides long. Its product is annotated as mitochondrial Rho GTPase. NCBI's taxonomy places the organism in Eukaryota, Fungi, Ascomycota, Dothideomycetes, Pleosporales, Didymosphaeriaceae. Gene Ontology annotation, cellular component: mitochondrial outer membrane. Gene Ontology annotation, biological process: mitochondrion organization; small GTPase-mediated signal transduction; regulation of mitochondrion organization. The record is from RefSeq and is a predicted model, not a curated record. Gene Ontology annotation, molecular function: GTP binding; GTPase activity; calcium ion binding. The transcript is spliced from 3 exons. Bases 123 to 2003 code for a protein of 626 amino acids.
GCAAGCGCCGCCAGCUCAUCGGCGAGCUCACUCGCGGUAUCUAUCGUAGGCCGCCGCGCAACCACGCUUCUGCUGGAACCAUUUGCUUCCGUUUAGCAUGUUCUAAACCAUGUGCGCCCAGCAUGGCCACUGUCCGAAUUUGUGUUUGCGGCGAUGAGGGCGUCGGCAAGAGCUCCAUCAUCACGUCGCUCGUCAAAGAUGUCUUCGUCACGGCCAAGAUCCAGCCUGUCCUCCCCCAAGUCACCAUCCCGCCCACGCUCGGCACGCCAGACAACGUAACAACCACCAUCGUCGACACCUCGGCGCUGCCCCACGAACGCCAUGCGCUCCGCAAAGAGCUCCGCAAAUCCAACGUGAUACUGCUGGUGUACUCGGACCACUACAGCUAUGAGCGCGUCGCCCUGUUCUGGAUGCCGUACUUCCGGUCCCUGGGCGUCAAUGUGCCCGUGGUGCUCUGCGCGAACAAGGCCGAUCUGGCGUCCAACGGGACAACGUCGCAGGUCGUCGCCGACGAGAUGCUCCCCGUCAUGACUGAGUUCAAGGAGAUCGACUCGUGCAUCCGGACCAGUGCAAAAGAACACCACAACAUCAACGAGGUCUUCUUUCUGUGCCAAAAGGCCGUUACGCACCCCAUCGCACCGCUAUACGAUUCCAAGGAAAAUGCAUUGAAACCCGCUGCGGUAGCCGCUUUGCAGCGUGUGUUCCACCUCUGCGACAAGGACAAGGAUGGCUAUUGGAAUGACGAGGAAAUUCACGAUUUCCAGAUCAAGUGUUUUGAGAAGCCAUUGGGAGAGGAUGACUUGGCCAACAUCAAGCGGUCCAUUGAAAGAUCAGUCCCAGCAUCUACUGGGGAGCAUGGGAUGGACGAGAAGGGCUUUCUGUUGCUGAACAAGAUAUUCGCUGAGAAGGGUCGCCACGAGACAAUCUGGAUCAUCCUCAGGAAAUUCAACUACACUGACAGUCUUAGUCUUCAAGAUACAUUUCUCCAUCCCAAGUUCGAUGUACCGCAGUACUCUUCGGCUGAGCUAAGCCCCGCUGGGUACCGUUUCUUCGUGGACCUCUUCUUGAAGUUCGACAGAGACAAUGACGGAGGCUUGAACGACAAAGAGCUUGCUAAUCUGUUCGCACCUACACCUGGCGUUCCUGCGUCCUGGGUCGAUUCGGCAUUUCCAUCAUGCACGGUACGCAACGAAGCUGGAUACAUUACUUUGCAGGGAUGGCUGGCGCAGUGGAGCAUGACGACCUUCGAAGAGCCCAAGACGACGCUUGAAUACCUCGCCUAUCUUGGCUUUGAGAGUGGCGAUCGCGGCGGAACGACCAAUGCGCUGAAAGUCACCAAGGCGCGCAAGAGGCGUAACAAGCCUGGGCGAGUGGAGCGCACCGUGUUCCUGUGCUAUGUUUUGGGCUCCAGCGGGAGCGGGAAGAGCGCGCUGUUGUCGUCAUUUCUGCAACGGCCGUUCACCAGCAUGUACCACCCGACCAUCAAACCGCGCUCAGCUGUGAACAGUGUAGAGCUGAAAGGCGGCAAGCAGUGUUAUCUCAUUCUGGAAGAGCUUGGCGAGUUGGAGCCAGCCAUUCUCGAGAACCAGGCCAAGCUCGAUGCUUGCGAUCUGCUCUGUUACACGUACGACUCGAGCGACCCCGACAGUUUCACCCACAUCGUGGAGCUACGAAAGAAAUACCCCCACCUCGACCAUUUGCCGGCAGUCUACACCGCCCUCAAGGCCGAUCAAGACAAGACGAUGCAGCGAUGCGAGCAGCAGCCCGAUGAAUACACAAGUACGCUCAACAUGGCUGCUCCCCUGCAUGUGAGUGCAACCUGGAGCAGCAUAUCAGAGCUCUUUGUCCACCUGGCUGAGUGUGCAACACAUCCCUCUACGGCCUUCCCGAAGCAGGACGAGGAGCCCUACGACAACUUGAACUUGUAUCUUGCGCUGGGCGCUGUGACAUGUGCAGUAGCAUCUGCCGUCUUCAUCUGGAAACGCAACGGCGCGUCUUCAUAGUUUCUGAACCUCUCUACUUUUGACCACCGUUAACAUAUAGAUGCAUGGGAGCGAGUGGAGUUAUCUGAACAACGGGUAGCUAGACGUUAGUGUGUAAUCGAUAAUCAACCCU